GAGGUAGGAGUCAGGAUAAGUAAGGUGUGAGGAGGAGAAGACACAAGGAGAGUACUACCAAGGUGAAGACAACACAAGUUUACAGGAGAGGAUGGAGGGCGACAAGUGACAUUGCUACUGGACUGUAGAUUUUGAUUGAUGACCAGCAGAGGGUAAAAGGGACAAGACAACCUGUCUCGCCCUCUGGGGUGCCAAGACUGAGUAACUGGACUGACAACAUACAGCCAUCAUGGCUACAGAAAUGGAAGUUGGGAUCCAGCAAGAAGAAGAAAGGGAUGAAGCCGUUGUGGAAAUGGGCCAAAGAGCUAACACUCCAAGUACAGAUCUCGUCCAACUACCAGAGCAGCCCAAACCUACCUCAGAGGAGCCUAAAGGCAUAGAGAACACUGCAUUCGUUGGGGACCCCCCACCGUAUUCUCCCCCGGACCCUAAGAUCGCACAUCUGCUGUACCCCAAUUAUCAAACUAACUUCUCCCACUCGAUGGCUGUCAUGUACCAGUCUGGCCCAACAUUGCAGAGCGUCUACACACAUCAGAACCUGCCGCCAGGAUCGUACCCCUAUAUCAUAAAUGAUGGUUCUAUGGGCAUGCCACCGCCACCUCCCCAGCCGGAAGUGAGGACCAAAGAUUACAUGGUGGAGUCUGUGCUGGUCAUGUUCUUCUGCUGCUUCCUAACAGGCAUCAUUGCCGUGGUCUACUCUCAUGAGACCCGAACCGCUCUGAGCAGAGGGGACAUCCUGCAGGCCCAGGAAGCCUCCAGCAAGGCCAGAUCCCUUGUGCUCUUCAGUCUUCUCUUUGGAGUCUUUGUUUCGGUCAGCUGGAUUAUAUAUGUAGUGGUCGCAAUCUUUUUAUGAGAGGGGAAUG
Nanorana parkeri is the source of this 863-nucleotide messenger RNA. It is a transcript of the gene PRRT1B, whose product is annotated as proline-rich transmembrane protein 1. The record is from RefSeq and is a predicted model, not a curated record. Lineage: Eukaryota; Metazoa; Chordata; Amphibia; Anura; Dicroglossidae. The coding region runs from base 230 to 853 and encodes 207 amino acids. The transcript has 4 exons. Gene Ontology annotation, cellular component: membrane.